Nerophis lumbriciformis (worm pipefish) is the source of this 2322-nucleotide messenger RNA. NCBI's taxonomy places the organism in Eukaryota, Metazoa, Chordata, Actinopteri, Syngnathiformes, Syngnathidae. The record is from RefSeq and is a predicted model, not a curated record.
AUGCAGCCUGCAGUUUCUCCAAGUGCUGGUCAACUCUGCGUUCGAAUGAACCAACUGGCGAAGAUGGCGAGGCGCUCGAACCGUGCCUCGUCCCGGUCCAGCCGAGAAAUGACCAAAUACUCCCGACACGUCGCCGUGUUCCGUCUGACAUUUUGCCUGCUUCUGCUGUCCACCGUGGCGGAGGCCGGGUUAUACACGACGUCCGAUCAAAUUGUUGCUAUAUCCCUGGACAAUUACAAGUCUGUUUUGGUCAACUCUAGCUCUGCUAUUGUGGUGGAGUUCUACGCAUCGUGGUGUGGACAUUGCAUCGCCUUCUCGCCAGUUUAUAAACGACUGGCGAGAGACAUUAAAGAGUGGAAGCCUGCUGUUGAUUUGGCAGCCAUCGACUGUGCUGAUGAGAAUAACAGGAAGGUCUGCUCAAACUUCAGUAUCACUGGAUAUCCAACCUUGAAGUUCUUCCAUGCCUUUGGCCGGAAGGAUUCUACUGGACAGCGUAUUAAAGGUGUACUCCAUGAUGUCCAAGCACUCCGUCAUGAAAUCAUAGAUCUAAUGGAAAAACAAGACCCAUGGCCUCCAGCCUGUCCCCCACUUGAGCCCACCAGCCAAGCUGAAAUCGACAUCUUCUUGGAAACUAACAACGUUCGUCACCUCGCCCUGAUCUUUGAGAACGUUAGCUCCUACAUUGGCAGAGAGGUGAUCUUGGACUUGUUGCAAUUUGAGAAUAUUGCAGUGCGGAGAGUCCUGAGCACUGAGGAUGACCUCGUAACCAAAUUGGGGGUGACUGAGUUCCCCUCCUGCUACCUUUAUUAUCCUGGAGGCAACUAUACCAGGCUGAAAGUCAACAUUGAGGCCCGUACUUUCUACUUGUAUGCCCUUCAGGGGCUUCCAGGUGUGGUGCGUUCAGGGAAAUCUGCGCCAGCCACCAGAGACAACACAAGCAAAUCCAUAGAGGAAGUCUGGAGACCUCAUAACAGGUCCAGAGUGUACAUGGCCGACCUAGAGUCGACACUGCAUUACUCGCUUCGGGUGGAGCUAGCUGCUCAUCCUGUCUUCACAGGAGAGGCACUGACUUCUCUCAGGAACUACAUCUCGGUCUUGGCAAAGUACUUCCCAGGCCGCCCCAUACUGAUGAACCUGUUAAAGUCCCUCAGUUUAUGGUUAGACAACCAAACUGGUGACCAAGUUUCAUAUCAAGCGUUCAGUGAGAUCUUGGAAAAUUCUGUACAGGUUCCAGAUGCCGCCUUGCCUGAGGGGGUGAGGUGGGUAAGUUGCCAGGGGUCACAACCCCACCUCAGACGUUACCCAUGUGGCAUGUGGACUCUUUUCCACCUGCUCACAAUACAGGCUAAGAAGUUUGGUGGCUCAGAUCCCAAAGAGGUGCUGAACGCGAUGACUGGCUACAUUAGCAAUUUCUUCGGCUGCAGACCAUGCGCUGAACACUUUGAGAACAUGGCCAAGGAGAGCCUAACAGAGGCCAAAACCUUCACUGACUCCAUCCUGUGGCUUUGGUCCCGACACAAUCGCGUCAACAACAGAAUAGCAGGCGCUUUAAGCGAGGACCCCAAAUUUCCAAAGAUCCAGUGGCCUCCACCUGACUUGUGUGCAGACUGCCACACGGUGAAGGACAACGGGGAGCACAAGUGGAAUACGCAGCAGGUUCUGCUCUUCCUUCAGAAAUACUACUCUGCGGAAGGCAUCCUCACAGACUACCUGGAGGACGAAAGUGAGGUUCUGGCCAAGCAGAAGCUGAAACACGCUAGCUUGCUGCAAACAGAGGCUCAGAAGCGCAUCGAAAGGGAAGCUUUAGAGAAGGCGAACGCUCCCAAUAUUGCUGCUCAGAAGGAAGAGGAGGAAGUGGCAGACGAAGAUGAAGAAGCCGGUAAGGCCCUCGAGCCUGACGGCGAUCGACGACAGAUGAUCCGGCGGCCGAGCAUCGUGGGGAUGAAGCCGCGAGAAGUGCGGGAGGACAUCGUGGACCUGGACUCCGUUGUCAACCGGCACUUCAAGGCCAAAGCUGCGCAAGUGGCCACGUCCAGCCGGGUUAAGCGACGCACCCUGCAGAGGAACCGGGAGGAACGAGACUCCAGGCUGGGUGCGGUGCUCAUUGACCCGAACGUGGCUUCUGACGAACGAGAUUUAUCAGACGACGGCGGGUUGGCCCGGAGAGCCCGCUGGAUGUCCAUGCUAAGCAUCGGCUUCUCUAAAGUAGACGUCAGCUUGUGCGUCAUCCUCUAUUUCAUGUCGUCCACGUGUCUCCUCGCCAUGUACAUCUUCUUUAAAACACGCCUGCGUCUACGGCGGGCCAAAGUGUCACUGCCCUGA